AUGUCUACUUUCAUCCCCAAAGAACUCAAAGACAUCACGAGUGAAGUCGCAGCCAUUCUCAUCGAGCGCAAAGAGACCAUUGCCGUAGCCGAGACAGCAGCGGGCGGUUUAAUAUCUGCGGCCCUUCUCGCGAUCCCAGGUGCGAGUGGCUACUAUUAUGGAGGAUUAACGCUCUACACUCUGGCAGCCCGGAUCGCCUACGCUGGUUGGACCCAGGAAUCCGUAAAAGACUACAAAGGGCCGACUCCUGAAAUUGUCGCGGGCUUGGCAGAUCAUACACGACGGACACUCGGGUCGACCUAUGUGGUGUCGGAAAGUGGUACUGCUGGACCGACAGGUGGACAGUCGAAGAACAGGACGACAGGUUACGUUGCCUUGGCUGUGAGCUCGGAGAAGGGGACCGCUACCAAGGAACUCAACACGGGCUUGGGUGGUGAUCGAGAGGCAAACAUGGUCGCGUUUGCGAUCGAAGCCAUGAGACUUGUCAAGGAGGUGUUGAAGGGAGAAGCCAAGUUGUAG
Messenger RNA from Eremomyces bilateralis CBS 781.70, 519 nucleotides. RefSeq lists its product as uncharacterized. Bases 1 to 519 code for a protein of 172 amino acids. The record is from RefSeq and is a predicted model, not a curated record. NCBI's taxonomy places the organism in Eukaryota, Fungi, Ascomycota, Dothideomycetes, Eremomycetales, Eremomycetaceae. The transcript is spliced from 4 exons.